AUGUUAUUAGAAAGAUAAAGCAUAUUCCUAAAUAACCUAGAUCUCCAUUUGAUAAUGAGUGGCGUCUGAAUUCUGAAAUACUUAGAAAAUCCUGCUGGCGUUAGUGUAAUAUUUAAGGUAAGGGAUGCCAAACUGUUAGAUGUUCUUUUGAUAGCGCUGCUUUGAAAUAAGUAAAUCCCAGUUGCAUAUUCAGCUUGCAUAUUAACACGCAACAAGUCAGAGAAUGCAAUCUUAAGGAACACUGAGGCAUGAUGAGACUCUUCUAUGCUCUUACAGUUCCAAUAGCGUCACUUCCAGUAUUAACUGUUUGCUAAAAGAACAACACAUUGAUUCCAGUACAAGUAUCAGCUUUUUACAGGUUUAAGUCUAAUUUUAUUAAGUAGCUGUAAGACCACAUUGCAAAGUAAAUGGAUACUAGAGAGCAUCAUUGUACAUAGGACAAACAGUGUACUAAAUACUUUAUUUCAUGGCACCACUCUUUCUAAAGUGGUGGGUUGGUUAUUCAGUAAAGCUAGUCUAGCUGAACACUGGUUAUGCUUAGAGGGAGAAAAACAGUACAGAUAGCAAAAGGGUGUUCAGCUAACUUGAGGGUUACUUUGCUGUGAAUCAAAAGAGACACUGCUAGAUGCAGAACAGUCAGUGGCUUCAGACUGCAUUAAGCACUUUGGCUUUACUAGGCUGGCAGUAGCACAGAGCUGUGGAAACCUAUUUUGACUGUAAUUUAACUACUGUUAAAGUAAUUCACAUAAAUAAUGCCUAUGACCAGACAGCUAAAGAGCCUGGACCAUACUUGCUGGCAGUACUUAAGCUCACAUUCACUAAAGAAAAGAAGCUUAGUGUUAUUAUCAGACAGAAGUACACAGUUUUAAUGGGAAAUAGCUGAAAGAUGAGAAGCCAAGUUUGUGCUUGAAGAUCAGCUGUGUUUUCUAGUUGUAGAGAGGCCCAAAGCUGUUUUAGUGGGUGUUUCAAGACAGUAGAACUGAUACCAUUCAUGACAGAGGGGAAGCUGCCUGAGCGUGUUCUGCAAUAUGCCCCAGAAAACAAAAAAAAAAAGUAUUUAAUCAAAUCCCUUAGAAGGAGAUAUACUGCCUGGUUAUCCCUUGAAACUAUUUGCUAUCCACAGUUUCCAGCUGCUCCUCCUUUUAGUAAUAAUAGCAUUUCUUAAAAUCAUAUCAGUUAUAUAACAGUAAGGAAGAAAGUAUGUGCUGACCUGGUUAAAUGAUGCCCCAGAGGAGCAGCUUCUUUCAAUUCUGUAUGAUAUUUUCUUCAAAUUCCUUCCAAUUGACAUGUCUUAGUUUUACAUAAGCCACCUGCCAAAUCCCGGCUGUAUAUAGUAUCACAAUGCGCUUGUGCUGGGCGCUAAGUCUUACACCUCCUAGUUGGAUGCUCAGUAAGGUUAAAGGGCUGUCUUUUAUUGUCUUUGCUGUUCUAUUCUGGGCCUUCGGUUUCUGACUAAACGGCCGGUCAGUGUGGCUUUUCAGUUGGCUGAGUUUUAGUUAUCAGCCCUUAAUAGGAUCAGGCUUAGGUAGGAGCUGAGGAAAACGUUAACCCACACAAGCAGCCGCACUCAGCACGCCGCCACACGGCAGUACGACAGUACGACAGCCGCCCUUGACGGCCGUACCGUAAAGCGCCUCGCUGCCGGCAUGGGGAAGCGGCGUGGCGGCAGGGAGCUGGUGCGGGGCCUGAGCAAGAGGCAGAGGAAGCACCUGCGGCAGUUCGGGGAGCAGCACCCCGUGUGCGACCGGGUUUCUGGAAGACCAGAAGCAACUCAAAUAUGUGAACUGUCUGACAAUUCUGAUAAAUCAAGUGCGGAAAGCGAUUCAGAGACUGAGGUGGAACAAGUCUCUGUCUAUCACAAGCUUCUGGCUACCCUGAAGGCAUCUCCUGAGUCUGAGAGUGAGGAGGAGGAAGAUGAAAGUGAAUCAGAAGAAGCUGAGGAGAGUGAGGCAGAGCUGGACAGUGAAGGGUCCCAGGAGCCCAAAGAAGCUGUUGGAGAUGAAGAAGAGCAGGAUAAUGUACCAGAGCAGGAAGAAGAAGUUGCAGCUAAAGACCCACCAGAACAGGCGCUUGGCCAGGAGCAGGCUAAUGGGGCGGAAACUUCCUGUGACCCGAAUCAUGGAGCAGCUGAGGAGUUUACCGAUGUGAAACAUGAAGCUGAAUUUAGCUUGGAAACCAAUUUCAUGGAAGAGGAGAGUGGAGACGGUGAUGCAGACAAGACAGAGAGCAAUUCUUCACAAGCCCUUUCAGAAGAUCCCUUUAAACAGCACAUGGACAAAGAACUCGAAGAAAAAGAAGUAGAAAAAAUAUCUAUGCUAUCGAAGACUUCAAGUCAAAGCAAGUGGCCAAGGCUGGGUCAGCUCACUUUCUCAUCCUCUUUGGAGAAACAGACAACUUUAAAACCAGUCAAAGAAUUCAAUGUGAAACAGCUUUAUCUUCACAAGACUUUAGAGUCCACUUGGCCGAAAGUGAAUAAACAUUUCUUGACCUCAGGAAACAAACCAGGUGAUUCCUCUUUCACCCCAUUACAAAGAGAGCUCUUCUGUAUCAUGAAUACCUACAGGGACUUGUUCUAUCCGGAGAGAGAUGCUUUAACAAAUGGAGAAGAAAUCCGUCAUGUUUACUGCUUACAUGCCUUGAACCACAUUCUGAAGGCUAAUGCCCAGGUGCUCAGCAACAAUGCCAAAAAACGUGACCAAAAGCCAGGGACCGACAGUGACGACUACAGGGAUCAGGGGCUCACCAGACCUAAGGUGCUGAUAAUAGUGCCCUUCCGGGAAUGUGCUUUGCGAAUUGUGCAUAUUUUCAUCAGUCUUCUUGAAGUGAACGAGAAAAGAAAAAUAGAUGUAAGUAAUAAGAAGCGCUUCAAAGGGGAGUUUGGUUCUGACCCAGACGAGAAGCCCCCCAACCUGAAAAGACCUGAAGAUUAUGAAGCCGUCUUCGCUGGCAACAUUGAUGACCACUUCAGAAUUGGGGUUGCUAUUCUACAAAAGAGCAUGAGAUUAUAUGCGCCGUUUUAUUCAUCAGACAUCAUUAUUGCCUCUCCCCUGGGUAUGAGGACUGUCAUUGGCGCAGAGGGAGAGAAGAAGAGAGACUUCGAUUUUCUGUCAUCCAUAGAGAUGCUCAUAAUUGAUCAGGCAGACAUUUACCUAAUGCAGAACUGGGAACAUGUUCUGCACCUGAUGAAGCACAUUAACCUGCUGCCUUUGGAUUCCCAUGGGGUAGACUUUUCCCGAGUGCGAAUGCCAAACCUCAAUAACUGGUCCAAGUACUACCGCCAGACGCUGCUGUUCAGUGCUCUUCAAGAUCCCCAGAUUAAUGCUAUCUUCAACAAACACUGCUUCAAUUACAUGGGGCAGGUGGCUGUCCGCAAUGUGCCGCUGAGCGGCUCCAUUAGCCAUGUUGUGGUCCAGCUCCCCCACGUUUUCCGGAGGAUAGAAGCUGAAAAUUUAACUUCUGUAAUAGAUACAAGGUUUCAGUUUUUCGUCGACAAAGUUUUGCCCGAGUACCGUGAUGCCAUCAUGUCACACACGCUCAUUUAUGUUCCAUCAUAUUUUGACUACGUGCGACUUCGAAAUUACUUCAAGAAAGAGGAGCUGAAUUUUACUCACAUUUGUGAAUACACUAAAAAGGCCAGUAUCUGCAGAGCAAGGCGGGCCUUCCUCAAGGGAGAGAAGCAGUUCUUAGUGCUCACUGAACGCUUCCACUUCUACAAAAGGUACACCAUAAAAGGCAUUAGGAACCUCAUUUUCUACGAGUUACCAACCUACCCCCACUUCUACAGUGAGAUUUGUAACAUGAUGAAGGCCACUGACAGUGGAGUGGAUGCUACUUGGACCUGCACUGUGCUCUACACCAAGUACGAUGCUCAGAAAUUGGCUGCAGUGGUUGGCAUAGAUCGCACCGCUCAAAUGCUACAGUCCAAGAAAAAUGUGCACCUCUUUGUUACAGGAGAAAAUGAAUAAGAUGGACCUGGAUUUUACUCCUGAUGUAUCUUUUGAUGUUCAAAAGAACUUCAAAAGAGCGUUUUAAACUUUUUAGUAACUUUUGCUAAGUAUUCUGUUUAUACAUAAUUUUUUGUAUUCAAGUUUCUGUCCAACAGGAAACAUAGGCUGUCAUUCAAGAAAACAUGGAUUGCAUGGUUUCUUCUGUAUAUAAAGAAAAUCAAUUCGGAGUUGUUGUUAUAUAUUGAAAAACUCACUGGUUAGUAAAGAUUGGUAAUUUGAUAAACA
This is a messenger RNA of Coturnix japonica (Japanese quail), 4232 nucleotides long. It is a transcript of the gene UTP25, whose product is annotated as UTP25 small subunit processome component. Gene Ontology annotation, molecular function: rRNA binding; U3 snoRNA binding. The record is from RefSeq and is a predicted model, not a curated record. NCBI's taxonomy places the organism in Eukaryota, Metazoa, Chordata, Aves, Galliformes, Phasianidae. Gene Ontology annotation, cellular component: small-subunit processome; nucleolus. Gene Ontology annotation, biological process: maturation of SSU-rRNA from tricistronic rRNA transcript (SSU-rRNA, 5.8S rRNA, LSU-rRNA).